Durusdinium trenchii is the source of this 813-nucleotide messenger RNA. NCBI's taxonomy places the organism in Eukaryota, Dinophyceae, Suessiales, Symbiodiniaceae. The record is from the annotation of a GenBank genome assembly.
AUGUUUGUUCCUGCGCCACGGCAGUUUAGCCUCUCGGAGGAGACCAAGGCGAGCAUCAAGGCAGAAGUGGCGGCGGAAGCCUCCACCGGCUUGCGGGGCGUGCAGGAAUCUCUGUUGCGUGCCGCCAGGAAGGCUCGAGAGCAGAUCUCCAAGGAAUGGAAGGACUUCAAUCCAGGCCCUCCAGUGCUGGCGAAGAAGCGCUGCUUUGAUGUGCACACCGAUGGCUGGGUGGAGGAACAGGUGAUGGUCCAGCUAGACUCUGAAGCCUUUGGCAAAGGAGCCGUGCGGGAGUGCUUCCGCAUGAAGGAGGUACGCUUGGAGACGAGGCAGUUCGCCCACAUGGAAGGCACGGAGCCCAAAGACGACUCCAACCAGGCGGCUUCGCCGCAUCUCAGCUUCGAAGCCAUUGUUUGCGGCCUGAUGGAGCUCCCUCGCAGCAGCCGACGCACCAUUUGGGUGGCGAAGCGUUCCAUCGCAGACCACCAUCGAAAGAUCAUGCACAGGCGAGAGUGUGAGACCGAUGUAAUUCACCAGACCUUCGCAAAACAUUAUGCGGAGCUCUUCAAUCAGGAGGUGCACCGGCAUGCUGUAGAAACUGGCUUGGGCCGCUGUGGGGCACAUGACAUCGACUUUUUGUUGACUCAUGUGGUUGAAAUGCCAGACAGGGUGACCAUGUCUGCGGAAGCAUUCGUGCUGGGUGAGUACCGGAAGCACAACACAAAUGGUGGCUGCACCAUAGGUCCGCGCACCACCCCACAGGCCUUCAGUUACUUUACCUUCAUCAAGUCUGGUCGCCGGCUGUGUGAAACUUAG